GCAUAUACUCAAAUAUUGAUCAAAACUGGAUUUAUUUCAGGUGUUUUCUUCGAAUUGUGUAUAUCUCAUAAAAAAGAGAAUUCGGAAGUUGUAGAAAUGAGUUGCGGAUGGGCAUAUAUGAAUCUGUUUGAUGAUAUGGGAAAACCUAUUAAUAGCAGGGCCAGAGUUUUGAAAGUGCACAAUACUGUUCCUUUUGCGAUCCACCACGAGACUUCUCAUCCAGAGCAUCCAAGUGUGCUGAAGAAAUUUAGAAACAGGAGAAAGCUUCCAAGAUUGGUUGUUUCAAUAUUUAAUCCAGAGCAAAGCCUUAAUCAUCAACUAUGCACAUUGCCGACCUCAUUGAUUGGCCCAGUCUGUAGCAUUCCUAUACUGUCUUUGUACCGAGAAAUUACUGCUGAUGAUCUGUUGGAAAGGCCUUCAUCUGAUAGUACUCAGCAGAUCAUGUCACCGUAUCUUGCCACUUUUUCUCGAAUAUUCAAUGAAGUAGAUUUUGCUGAUAUUCUUCGGAUACUAUGGACAGAAAGGGUAAAGAGUGAAAAACUGAAUGAUCUUAAAAAAAGUUCCUACAGGAAGAAGGUAUUUCGAGAAAUGUAUAUGAAAACAGUGUUUAUCAUGUCAAAGUGCUGCAACCUGGGAACAUUUUCUGUGGAAAGAUCUUUAUUUGAUCAAGACCAAAGUACUGAAAUCAGAAAGCUUAUGAAUAUGUUUCAGGAAUCUGGCCAUAAAGCUAUGGUUUUGUCACCUGCAAUAGAAUUCAAGCCAUUGUCAAUAACUGAUUUUUCUGUAAAUGUUAUUCCUGAAUUUUAAUUGACUACAGUUUGAAAUUUUAUCUAGUUAGAACUAUGCUUAUUGCUUUCAUUAAGAAAUAAAUUUGGGAAUGUCAUUAGGAAUGAAAAAGGAUCAAGCUCUGACACAUUACAUCAAGUAGAUUCUAAAUCCGAAUGACUCCGUACAUUCCUAAAAAAAAAAAAAAAAAAAAAAAAAAAAAAAAAAAAAAACUGGGUUAUAUAGCAAUAAAAUUUUGGUGAAGCUCAGAGGUAUUGUGCAAUCAAUGUUACCUCAAAGCUUCAUGUUGAUUUUA
Molecule: messenger RNA, 1081 nt
Organism: Stegodyphus dumicola
Lineage: Eukaryota; Metazoa; Arthropoda; Arachnida; Araneae; Eresidae
Product: nephrocystin-1-like
Biological process (GO): protein localization involved in establishment of planar polarity
Cellular component (GO): cilium; cytoplasm
Molecular function (GO): protein binding
Source: RefSeq, a predicted model, not a curated record